UAGCCUUUCUCGAUAAAUAGCCUCCCCAGCUUUAAAAUAUUUUUCUAUUGAAACCGGUACCUGAGAUCAGCGCGUUCAGACAAACUCUUCAGCAGUAUAGAUAGUAAUGUUAAUUUUACAUGUGGCAACAUUUUUUUAUAAUAUUUCUUUCUUUUCCUUUUUCUGUAGCGUGCGUGGCGUUUAGUGUGAGGUUUAUAACUUUAAAUUAUUAAAUUAACUUUGCAACUUAACUAAAAUGGGAGAUCCUUACGCUUCGGGUGGCGAUUAUAGCGGAGGUGGUUAUUCGACUCAGUAUUCUGUGCCGCCGCCUUCAAUGGCUUCUGGUGAAAACAAUUAUAGUGGUAGCCAGGGAGGCUAUAACCAAAGUGGUUAUUCUGGCCAAAACCAAGGCCAAGAAUGGAAUCAACAAGGUUCAGGCGGGAAUUCAUAUGGGAAUAAUCAACAAGGUUCCAACUACGGUCAGAAUUAUGGCGGUAACUACGGCGGCGGCGGUAAUUAUGACCGCAAUAACGAAGGUUAUAAUGUAAGCGGAGAUGACCGAGGCGGUAACAAGUACGGAGGAAAUGACCGUGGGGGCUAUGGUAGUGAUCGCGGGGGUAGCAGCUAUUCUGGAGGAGGGUAUGGAGGUGACCGCUCAAGCAACUACAAUAGAGAUGGGGGGAAUAGAGACGGUGGUUAUGGUGGCGGCGGCAGGGGGGGUGGUUUUAACAAAGGUGGAGGCGGCGGCGGAUUCGGAGGAGAUCGCGGUGGGGGUGAUAUGGUAACACAAGAAGAUACAGUGUUCAUCCAAGGUAUGAAUCCAUCUACGACUGAAGAAGAACUAUGUCAACAUUUCGGAUCCAUUGGUAUUAUUAAGACUGACAAGAAAACCCAACGACCAAAAGUUUGGAUGUAUAAAGACAAAGCCACGGGAUUACCAAAGGGUGAAGCCACCGUAACCUAUGAAGAUUCGAACGCAGCAUCCUCGGCUAUUCAAUGGUUUGAUGGGAAAGACUUCAAUGGAUCUACAAUAAAAGUUUCUCUCGCACAACGACAAAACACCUGGGGCGGUGGAAAAGGAGGCGGAGGUGGAGGAUUCCGUGGCGGUCGUGGUGGUGGUCCCGGUGGGGGUGGCCGUGGGGGAGGCAGAGGUGGGGGCGGUGGCAUGGGUGGCGGACCGCCUUCAGGAAACCGAGAGGGUGAUUGGAGAUGUCCAAAUCCUACUUGUGGAAACACAAACUUUUCUUGGAGAAAGGCUUGCAACAGAUGUAACGAAGAAAAGCCUGGAGGAGGCGGUGGCGGUUCAGGUGUAGGAGGUGGAAAUGGUGGUGGCGGUCGUGGCGCUGGGGGACCACCAGGUCGUGGCGGUCGCGGAGGUGGAGGUCGUGGCGGCGGCGGUGGUGGUUGGGGCGGUCGCGGCGGAGAGCGCGGCGGCUCCCGUGGAGGCGGCAGGGACGGUGGCGACCGACGCGGUUAUGGACCUGGCGGCGGAGGCGGAGGCGGCGGCGAUCGCGACCGCAACACCGGCGGAGGCGCUAUGCGAGGGGAUGGCGGGGCCCGAGAUCGGCAAAGACCAUACUAGAAGAUUACCGAUAUUUUUUAUUUUUAAUUAUUAUUUUAAGAUAUGUAAUUUCAAUCUGACUGAAUUUUAGGCUUCACUAGUUCUAUUGUGUUAAUUGACUAUAAGUAUUAAUGAUGCAACAUUCACUCAAGUGUAUGAAUUGACCUUAUGACUUGCCUCUAUUAAAAAAUAGAAAUAAACAAUAUUCCAUAAGUCAAUGUAAUAUUAGUAGUAUUUUUAUAGAAACAUGUAUCAUGUUAAAAUAAAUAGUUCAUAGCGGGAUCAACUGUAUAUUAUCACAGACAUGAAAUUAUAUGGACAUUCACAAUGUUCGAAGCAUAUAUCGUAGCUUCAGUGAAACAAGGGCACAGUUGUUAAAAAAAUAUAUAAAAAAUCAGUAUUCCAAUUCGCCUAAAAAACAUCCUUUUAUUUGGAGGAAUAAAGUCACCCAUCAAGUUCAGUCUCAUUUCUAUUACAUUCAUAUGCUGCCGUGACAAAAUCUUAUUGGUUAGUUGCGACAUUGUCCACGCGCAUCCAAUUGUGCCCUUGUCUUACCGAAUGUACGAUAUGUAAUAAUAAUACGUAUUGUGGUUUGCGUGCUCCAAAGGUUUCAAAUAUAUAAUAUGUAUUUGGAUAUUUAAAUAGAUUGCCGUCUUGCUACAUAUUUCAUAGAAAUAAUGUUUUUUGUAUUACGGUGGUAAUUAUGUAUUUCUUGGCAUAUAUAUACUUAGUCUUAUAAUGGAGUAUGUUAACAAAAUUCUAAAUAGCGCAAUAGAAUACAGGAUAUUGUAACAUAUUAAAUGAAAUAAAUAUUUGAUAAUUGUAA
Molecule: messenger RNA, 2366 nt
Organism: Manduca sexta (tobacco hornworm)
Lineage: Eukaryota; Metazoa; Arthropoda; Insecta; Lepidoptera; Sphingidae
Gene: caz
Product: RNA-binding protein cabeza
Exons: 7
Coding region: 236-1561 (441 amino acids)
Biological process (GO): regulation of DNA-templated transcription
Cellular component (GO): nucleus
Molecular function (GO): RNA binding; transcription coregulator activity
Source: RefSeq, a predicted model, not a curated record